This is a messenger RNA of Sorex fumeus (smoky shrew), 1223 nucleotides long. It is a transcript of the gene CBR4, whose product is annotated as carbonyl reductase 4. Lineage: Eukaryota; Metazoa; Chordata; Mammalia; Eulipotyphla; Soricidae. Gene Ontology annotation, biological process: fatty acid biosynthetic process. The transcript is spliced from 5 exons. Bases 132 to 845 code for a protein of 237 amino acids. The record is from RefSeq and is a predicted model, not a curated record. Gene Ontology annotation, molecular function: quinone binding; oxidoreductase activity, acting on the CH-OH group of donors, NAD or NADP as acceptor.
GGGCGGGCUGAUACUUGCACCUAUUUUUUAAUUCCCCGCCACCCUACUUUUUUUUUUCCCUCGGGGAGCAGCGGUGGUUAAAGAUCCCGUGGGACCGGGAAGGGGCCGCCUCUCCCUCUGCCCGGCCCAGCAUGGACAAAGUGUGUGCAGUGUUUGGUGGCUCCCGGGGCAUCGGCAGGGCAGUGGCCCACCUAAUGGCCCAGAAAGGCUAUCGACUGGCCAUCGUCGCCAGAAAUCUGGAAGUGGCCAGGGCCACCGCCGCCGAGCUCGGCGGACAGCAUUUGGCAUUUAGCUGUGAUGUUGCCAAAGAACAUGAUGUUCAAAAUACAUUUGAAGACAUCGAGAAACAUUUGGGUCCAGUUAAUUUCUUGGUCAAUGCAGCUGGAAUUAACAGGGACAGCCUUUUAGUACGAACAAAAACUGAAGAUAUGAUAUCUCAGCUUCAUACCAAUCUCUUGGGUUCCAUGCUGACUUGUAAAGUUGCCACGAAGACUAUGAUUCAAAAACAGGGAGGGUCAAUUGUUAAUAUAGGAAGUAUAAUUGGUUUAAAGGGCAAUGCUGGCCAGACUGCGUACAGUGCCAGUAAAGGAGGAUUAGUUGGAUUUUCACGUGCUCUUGCUAAAGAAGUAGCAAGGAAGAAAAUAAGAGUAAACGUAGUUGCACCAGGAUUUGUUCACACAGAUAUGACGAAAGACUUGAAAGAAGAACAGUUGAAGAAAAAUAUCCCUCUCGGGAGGUUUGGAGAACCUAUGGAUGUGGCCCAUGCUGUCGUGUUUCUUUUAGAAUCACCCUAUAUCACAGGUCACGUCCUAGUAGUUGAUGGGGGAUUACAACUCGUGAUAUAACUUAUAAGUUAUACAGUGGCACACUUUGGCUAUUGGUUAGUCAUCCCACCCUACAUAGGUGACAUGUGCUAAUCAAGCCUGUUGAUUCCACGUAUACUGAUUCUAUCUUCAUAUGAAUAAUCUGGAGAAAGCAUAGAUGACCUGUGAUGGUUUCUAAAUGGCAUGUAGUUUAGAGGCCUUGGCAAUUUUAGCAUAUAGAUUUUUCAUAAGGAAUCUAAACAGGUGCUAGGGGCCUGAGAGAUAGUACAGCAAACAGGGCACUUGCCUUGUAUGUGCCGAACUGGGUGUAAUCCUCUGCACUCCAAAUGGUCCCUUUACCACUACCAGGAGAUACCUGAGUGCAAAGCCACGAGUAAAGCCCCAAGUACUAUUGGGUGU